This is a messenger RNA of Candida dubliniensis CD36, 414 nucleotides long. RefSeq names its product E2 ubiquitin-conjugating protein. The transcript has 2 exons. The record is from RefSeq and is a predicted model, not a curated record. Lineage: Eukaryota; Fungi; Ascomycota; Pichiomycetes; Serinales; Debaryomycetaceae. Gene Ontology annotation, biological process: DNA damage tolerance; protein K63-linked ubiquitination. The coding region runs from base 1 to 414 and encodes 137 amino acids. Gene Ontology annotation, cellular component: nucleus.
AUGUCAAAAAUUCCAAGAAAUUUCAAAUUAUUAGAAGAAUUAGAAAAAGGUGAAAAAGGUUUAGGAGCAGAAUCAAUUAGUUAUGGAUUAACUAAUCAAGAUGAUAUUACCAUGACAUAUUGGAAUGGUACCAUUCUUGGUCCUCCACAUCUGAAUCAUGAAAAUAGAAUAUAUUCAUUAAAUAUUAUUUGUGAUGAAAGUUAUCCUGAUAAACCACCAAUAGUUACAUUUGUUUCUAAAAUUAAUUUACCUUGUGUAGAUAAAAAUGGUCAUGUCUUGGUUGAAGAAUUUGAUACUUUAAAAAAUUGGAAACGAUCUUAUACUAUGGAAACUAUCUUAUUGGAAUUAAGAAAAAGUAUGGCAUCACCUACAAAUAAAAAAUUACAACAACCACCUGAAGGUUCUACUUAUUAG